Sphaeroforma arctica JP610 is the source of this 645-nucleotide messenger RNA. RefSeq lists its product as hypothetical. The coding region runs from base 1 to 645 and encodes 214 amino acids. The record is from RefSeq and is a predicted model, not a curated record. The transcript is spliced from 2 exons. Lineage: Eukaryota; Ichthyosporea; Ichthyophonida.
AUGACAAAUCCGAUGGAGAUAGAUAUCUGUUGGGGACCAGAAGACACGUGGCGCUCAAGUGCUAUGGAAUGUGCUGGGGGAUUUUUCACCGCAGCACAGCAGCAACUGGGAGGCUUUUUGCGCGUAUAUGAAGAAAUCGUAGAUGAGUCUACCGUUAUGCCCAUAACCCUACACGUGUCGGCCAUUUUGGUUAACAAGGGCAAUCCAAAAGGUAUUGAGAGUAUCAACGACCUAUUUAUUCCCAAUCAAAAUAUUAAACUAGUGGUGAAUGAUGGUAACUACCAUGACAAUCUUACAUCAGCGACUGGAUUGUGGGAGGAUGUAGUAGGUCGCUCCUUUAACGGAAGUGGGGACGCUCGUGACACGCUACUUGGUACGAACCCGGACGUUGACGAACAAGCCGAUGCUUGGAUCACUUGGAAUGACUGGACCGUAGCUAAUUCCGAUGUUUUCGACGAGAUACCUAUCGAUCUAAGAUAUAUCAUCGCUCGAGAUGUGUCCAUCAUUGCCACUGACAAGACCAGCGAGUCGAAUGUGGUUUUGCUUCAGCAGUUCUGCGAUUUCUUACAAUCGGAUGACGAUGAUGUGAACGCAGCAAUGCAAAGUGCUCGUUUCCAUAAAUCCUGGGCUUUCUCUUCUCCGUAG